CCCAACAUCUCGGACAUAGGCACGGCGCUUGGAUGCGAGUUUGACACAUCCCGAUCGGACUUCAUAUGUCCUUGUUCCAGGGGCUGACGCUGGCCGCACAAAGGCCACCCAGCUUCCAGGUAAAGGCUCCCUCCAUUCUCAGCGCUACACUAUCGUCGGACUAGCGAACAAAACAGCUGACUUCUUUCUGUUAUCAUACCACGUAAACAACCCCACCGUAUCCCCAGCAACCAGAAAGGGGAAGACCACGGUCGGCGUUCCUAACCUCUCGUCCAUGUCCCGGUUGAACUUCGACCUCUACGAGUCCAGUCCACGCCAACACACAUUCGGAGCCCUCGUCACAGCCUGGCCGUGCUCUGCGCCCACCCCCGCAUUGCUUCGACGGUCCACCACUCGAGCCAACAUGUUUCGUUCGUCACCUUCCCGCAGCGCCGGUACGGCCUCCCAUUGGAGAUUUGGUGUGCUUGAUUAGCGGUUAUGUGCAUGACAGGGUCCCUGGAGAGAGGCUGUGUGGUGGGAACGGCCCGCUGGUGGCCGCUGGGAUGGCCACUUAUAGCGGCCGGGCGCAUCAUCUAGCCAUUCGUGGGCGUACAACAUGACCAUGCAAAGACCAAAAAGUGCAGGAAAAUGCACGAUGCAACCAACGGGAACAAGACAUGAAAGCAAACGGAUUCUGCCAGUCUGCCUAAGGACACGGACAUAUGGAAGCGACCCCUCAUUUUGGGCUUCCCUUUGCUGCUGGUGGGCUGAGCAGUUGAGAGGGUUUAUCUUGAGCGAAUUCCCGUCUUUUUUGCAGUGUUGGAAAGUUACACCCUUACUAUGUGUUACUGUGGCAUGAGUGUGCCUGUUUUCGUUGUAUUGAAUGGGGACUGUAAUUCGAAGCAAUCAUGCCGACCACUCCAUCUUCCAGACGUAACUCCCAACGAAGCCGACGGGGAAGCACUCCGCCGACACCAGGACAAAAUGGCUCGAAGCUUGCGGGACGCAUAAUGUGGUUGCCGCAUGCGGAUGAGCUCAGCUCCUCCACUGGCUUCUCGGAGGAAUCUCAUAACCAUCCGGUCCUUGUGCUUUCGAAGAAGAUUGCUGCAGAUGGGAAGGUUGACAUUCUUUUUAUGACAUCCUUUGGCGGCACGGAUCUUGAAACGAGGCAUCGGCACAGCAACGCUCAACUACGAGGAAUUUACCUUCCCAUCGAUCCAUCACCUCCCCAUCCAGACAACAAUAUCCAACUGCAGCUUGACCACGGCGUGCCGGCCUUCAAAAAGAACUCCUACGUAAAUACUAGGGACCAUAAGAAAAUCCUCUUCUCUCUUCUGAGAAACUACGAUCGUCAUCGCAAAUACAAGAUCUACACCAUCACGGAUGCCUCAUACCAGAUCGUGGUGGAACAUUCCGGUUACCGCGAGCCCACUCCUCCUCCUGUCUACGAUGACAGGUUCACUGUUCCAGUUCCUCUGGACAUUCUUGUUCAGGCUCAUCUGGAAGCAGAGAGAAAGCGGAGCCAGGGAUACGGAACGAUACCAAGUGUUGCUCCACAGCUACAACACCCCGCCUCACGACCUAUCCAAAGCACUGCUCGAAGCGAUCACCACAGCUACUCCGCCUCACGACCUGUCCAAAGCACUGCUCGAACCGACCACCCCAGCUACAACAGCUACGACAGCUACAACCCGUACUAUUCCGGUGUCCACUCCCAGAGAAAGCGCAAUUCCGCAAGACCUUCCGGUCACUCGUCAGGCGGAUCUCCCGACGAUCUCUCACCAAGCGCCCAGGUUGUUUUCUGUCUUAUUAUCGCGACUACCUUUGCCUGUGUAGUGGCUGCCGUGUACAUGACUUUCAGUUAUUUGUUUAAAGACUUGAAGGCGGUUGACUGGCACAAGGUAGCUAAUGCUGUCGGGUCCUUCUUUUGGGAAUGCUUGGUUGCUAUGGGUAAGAUCCUCAAGUAUCUGGUAGUCGGCAUGGCUAAGAGUGUUGCGUGGGUGGCAAAGAGUGCGUGGGUGUUGGUGAGGGACUGGCUCAUGGGAACACCAGAGGAUAAGUUGAAGCCUUUCUGAGCAACUUGGUCUUAGUUGAAGGUGGUCUUCAAGGGAGGUAGAGCUAGGCUACCUGUCUACAUGUACCUACACGAUGGGAUAAAGCACGGGCUUAACGCUGGGCGGGGUUAAGGUCAUGCUGACCUCGAGGCUCUUUCACUUCCCGUUGAGGACGGGAGUCGAGAGUGCCUGCGUAUGAGGCUCAUACGUCAUUCACUGGGCUUUGGGAUCUGGGUUGUUUUCUGUCUUUCCCGUUACUCCGUACCUUCCAUCCUUUGGUCGCUUCUUCUUGCACCGCUUCGUCGUCCGAAGUACUCUACCUGGGGCAUCUAGGGCAGUUUGAAGUUCUGCACGUAACCUUCAAUACAUGUACAGAUUCUGCACACAAAAGAUUGAAUUGUCCCUUGCCCCACCUUGUUUGUCACUUGCUCUGGUUUAAAAUACAAUAUCUUCUCGC
Neurospora crassa OR74A is the source of this 2490-nucleotide messenger RNA. RefSeq lists its product as hypothetical. NCBI's taxonomy places the organism in Eukaryota, Fungi, Ascomycota, Sordariomycetes, Sordariales, Sordariaceae. The record is from RefSeq and is a predicted model, not a curated record. Bases 888 to 2054 code for a protein of 388 amino acids. The transcript has 4 exons.